AUGUCACCUCCCACCAAAGACGACAUUUUUGCGUACGCACUUUCCAAAACUCUGACCAGAGUUUCCUCGCCGGCGACCGUGGGACUUUACUCCUCGUGUCAGAGUCGCAUCAGGCGAGUCCUCCGCAAGAUGGAAGUGUUCCUGACACGUGAAACCGUGCGACUGGAACUGGAAGAAGAACACAAGGAGAAGUCCCGCCCCCGCCCAGUCAAGCCUUCACUUUGCAGCAUGCUGGCGCUGUUGGGGCGCCUGUUGUUCUACAAGCCCAUUUGGACCACGGAGAACCAGGACCAUUACAACGUCCGCUUCAUCUACGUCAACUUCAGCGCCUGGCACUUUGCAGGAAGUGACCUGCUGUGGGCGGGGCUCGCCAUACGACUCCUUCAAGCCGUGGAAAUUCAUUUUGGGAAACUUCUGUUGGUGUUGUAUCGAGUGGCUCAACACCACAAAGAAGAGGAGAUCAAAAAUAAGAUAGUGGUGGCCGGUCCUCAUCAUUGGAGGUCCAAGCGGAUUUGUUGCUGCCCCCUGUGGUGUUUCAUCCUGCUCAGUCUUCUGGUACCAAUAAUCCUCCUGAUAUUCCUCCACUUGACCUUCGGACUUUCCAAAAUUGUGGGAAAACCCAGUCCAAAAGUCAACGGUUCUGCGAGCCACGCCGGUGGGCUGGAGGGCCUGCUCAUCGCUUUAUUUGGAGUCCCGGCCUCCACCGUGCUGGCGUUCCUCUUCAAGAUGGGCAAGAGCCUCGUCUUCAGCCAGGAGCGCAACAUCCAGAGAGGUAUGGACAACGACCGGGUCAGUGCCAAGCUGGGCUUCAUGAACAAAGUCCGGAAGGAAAUGUGGCUCAUCUCUCGCUACGUGGAGUUCAUGGAAGUGUUCGAGAGACGCAGAAUCCGAGUGGUGCUCAGGAUCACCGAUCUAGACCGUUGCUCACCUCGAAAGAUCGUAGCCGUUUUAGACGCCAUCAACAUUCUACUGUCAGACGAGGACAGUCCAUUUAUUUCAGUUCUGGCCGUAGACCCAGAAAUGAUAGUGCAGAAGGUGAACUUCGCCGAAGGCUGCUUCUGUAGAGAAGACCGAGGUUAUGCGCUGUUGAACCGCAUUGUGACUCUGGCCUUCACCGUCCCACCGCUUUGUGACGAUUCAAAGCUCUGUUUGUUCCAAAACUUGGCCAGCGGUUCAAGAACUCUGGAGGACCUAAACGAAGAUCAAACUGAAGGCUUGAAAAUAAACUUUUCAGACCCAUCAGGAGUGGAGGUCCGAUCAGAGACCAACGAGUACUAUCCGCUGAUAGACAGAGACCUUGGACUCCAUGUCACUGAAGCAGACAUAGAAAAUUGCGUCAAAAGGAGCGUUGGCAGCAUUGAGAGGAAGUUGAAGGAGUACUUCUUCGACGACGCCAUGUCGAUGAGGAGAGUGGUCAACACGAUUCGUGUGACGGUGAUCAUAACGAAGGCCUUGAAGACCAAGCUCCCUCAGCCGGACCUCAUAGCAGCCUGGGUGGUCCUGGCCAACCAGUGGCCCUGCCGACUCAGCUGGAUCAUCCAGUGCGUGGAAGACGCUCUCCAGAGAGCCGAGAUCGAUCGCGACGAGUCUGUCGCGGACGGUUCUAAAACCCUGUGGAAGGUCUUCAGCGAGUCCAGAGCGGAGCUGUAUGUGAUGCGUGGACAGAUCGAAGACCUUCUCGACCAGGAUGGAGAUCCCGAGAUGUUUGAGAGAUUCCUCAAACUGGACUUCCGGUUGACCGUAGAGGACUUGAAAGCCUUCAAUGUGGUCACUGUGAACCUGAAUCACUCCCUUAAGAAAGAACUGGCUCAGAUCCGAGGAACGUCCAGGCUGAACGAUUCCGCUUGGACGAGGACCUUCGCUCCUUUGCCGAUCACUUCUAUAAUCAAUAUGGAUUCAGAAGAUAUAUGUAAAGAGCUAGAGAAGAUGAAAUACCCCGAAAAGUAUGCAGAUAUUGUCAAGGUCAACGGCAUCAGUGGCUCAGCACUGGUAUUUGGCAACCAAGAUGACAUCAAAAAAUUGCUGGACAUGACUUUUGGUGAAUGGACUACUUUCCGACUUCGCUUCCUGGGGUCUCCGCUACGCAAGCAUCUGCCAAGACCCUCUUCUUCCCACCAGGACACUCACCAUCACCCACAUCUGACUAGCAGCUGA
Messenger RNA from Entelurus aequoreus (snake pipefish), 2154 nucleotides. RefSeq names its product NTPase, KAP family P-loop domain containing 1 (gene nkpd1). Bases 1 to 2154 code for a protein of 717 amino acids. Lineage: Eukaryota; Metazoa; Chordata; Actinopteri; Syngnathiformes; Syngnathidae. The transcript has 5 exons. The record is from RefSeq and is a predicted model, not a curated record.